Messenger RNA from Mytilinidion resinicola, 1086 nucleotides. RefSeq lists its product as uncharacterized. Bases 1 to 1086 code for a protein of 361 amino acids. Lineage: Eukaryota; Fungi; Ascomycota; Dothideomycetes; Mytilinidiales; Mytilinidiaceae. The record is from RefSeq and is a predicted model, not a curated record. The transcript is spliced from 3 exons.
AUGACUCGGCCAGUUUAUUCAGAAUAUACAGAUGAAGCUGAUGAGAUUAAUACAAUUGUGAAGGAACUCAAGGCGCUCGGCGGCAAGCACAAUCUUAUGCAAAUCUCAGCCACCCGAAAUGUCACCUACGGCAAGCUUUGGAGGGCCUUUCGUGGUAAUGCAACGAAGUCAACACGUAGGCCUGUUGGCCAGAGGUUGGAUGAAGCUCAAGCACUUGCCUUGAAGCAAUUUUUGGACCAUAUAGACAGUAUUGGGUUUGGAAUUCGUCGAGAGAUGCAUGGAAUCAUACCAGAUGACUACUGGAACUUCGAUGAGUGCGGCGUACGCCUUGGUGUAGCACGUAGCCAGCUAGUUUGGACCGGCGUAGGGAGGGAGAUCUACGUGCCUCAUUCAAAUAGUAGAGAGCUAGUAACACUAGUGGAAACAGUGCGUUCAAACGGUGAACAUAUAGCUCUAAUGAUGAUCAUUGCUGGCCAGCACUUAAUGGAGGAUUGGUUCGAAAACCUACCAGCUGCGUACCUAGUUGGCAGAUCUAUGGCCUACAGCAGCACCUUAUUCGAAUCAGAGCUUUUGAAAACACAGGCAGCACAAGCUGCGUACAACAGCCGUAGAUCAGGUGCUAGGAAGAAGCUACUUUCUGGAGGCCCAGUAUACGCUAAGGAGGCUCGACACAUGAAGAGACAGCGCCAAACAAAUGAUAAGGAUAAAGAAAUGCAGGCUCUAAUAUUGAAGCGUGAAGAACAGCAUCAAAAAGCGUAUACAAGAUAUAUAGAUGAGGUUCUUCCUGCAUUCACCAAAUUCUAUUGGGGCAACUACGUAGAGGUGUAUAGCUUUCAAGGCGAGCUUCCUCCUAAGUCACCAGCCAAUCAGAUGGUGAAUUGGAGGCCCCUGAUUAAGCCUGUAUAUAGAAAGGCCUAUAUUAGAUGGGUGAUGGGGCCGUGUACGAAGAUGGGGAGAAAACGGGUGGCCAAGAUGAUUGACUAUGCCAAGGCUACAAAACCUAGGCCACCAACACCAAAUGAGGAUGGAGAUGAAGGCAAUACUCAGGUUGAUCCUGCAUUAGACCGGAUGGAAUGGGGGCCCUAG